This is a messenger RNA of Scylla paramamosain (green mud crab), 8060 nucleotides long. RefSeq lists its product as uncharacterized. The transcript is spliced from 8 exons. Gene Ontology annotation, molecular function: hydrolase activity. Bases 818 to 1951 code for a protein of 377 amino acids. Gene Ontology annotation, cellular component: endoplasmic reticulum. Gene Ontology annotation, biological process: GPI anchor biosynthetic process. Lineage: Eukaryota; Metazoa; Arthropoda; Malacostraca; Decapoda; Portunidae. The record is from RefSeq and is a predicted model, not a curated record.
ACACACACACACACACACACACAGUAAAACAUCGCUGGCAACUUGAGGCAGUUGGUGGCGAGAGGUGACCAAAUGGAAGGAAAGGAGGGAAAUUUUUACAAGUCCCUAAGAGUUACACCCGCUAAGUGGCAAUGCUAGGGGCUUGGGCGUGCGGGCGUGGCGGCGUGGGCGCCGUGGCGGGGGCUGGCCAGGGCGCUGAUGGGGCUGACAGCUGGGCCUAGCAGACGAAAUUUCGAUAGGAAUGCCAAGCAGACGACAACCUCUAUUUCCCAGCCUAUCUGUCCCUAUUCCUCCUUCAGCACCUCGACAGGGCUCCCCCAGGCCAGCAGCGGCAACACGGGCCCGCCAGCACGCGCAACACGGCCCAGCAGGCACCCCGCGGCGGAAAUAGGCCAUGUCACCAGGGCGGGCUGACGUUUUGCCGCCAUUGGGACAAGUCAAGUUGGUGGUAGUCUAUCUAUACAAAGCCUUCAUUUGUACUCACUUUUGAUGACUCUAUCCGUCGUUGACACCUUGCUGGUGUUGUUGGCGUUAGUACUCAUGGUUACACUAAUAUAUAAUCCUCUUAGUCACCCACAUACAGAGAUGGCUUGGAUUCACGCCGCUCACCACUACACUGACCAGAACCUACACCAAAAUGGCGUAAACAGCCUCGUCCCAGGGCCGGGCCUGCGCAGGCGCCCGUCCCGCCAAUCAAUGCAGGGAAGCAAUCACCAGGUGCUGCAGGUGACAGGCUGGUGGUCACCAUGCCUGUGUCACAGCUUGCUACAUGCCUCGUGUUGUGAAAGAAUAGCCACUGGGGGAAAUAGUCAGAAUCAUGGCUCGAUUUUCUGUUUGCUGCCAAAGAAGAGUGACCAAGAAGCAGCUGUUGCUGACUUUCAUGAUGGGCGUGGUGCUGUACAAUGAGUGGCUCACCUAUGCCGCCACCACCCUCAGCUGGCCACACCUCACUACCCCAUCGGAGGAGAGUGUGCGCCUCCUCCUGGUGGCUGACCCUCAGAUAUUGAGCCUGAUUUCAGACUCUGAACCCAUAUUCCCUUUCAGUUUGAUAACUGUUUGGGAUGCUGACAGGUAUGUUAGCCGUGGUUUUCAAAUGGCACUGUGGAAGACAAAACCUGAUAUUGUUGUGUAUUUAGGUGACCUCUUAAAUGAUGGAAGCAUAUUUAAUGACACAGAUUUUUACUCAACACUUCAGCACUUUAAAAAUCUUUUGACAGUGCCAGACUAUGUAAAGCACACCAUCGCUGUGCCAGGGGACAAUGACAUUGGAGGGGAAGGAGAAGACUUGGUGACGCCUCACAAAGUCAAACGGUUUUACUCCUCCCUCAACCAAAGCAUGACUCUGCAGUACAAAUUUGUGGACUUCAUCCAGCUGCGCGCCAUGGAUGACUAUGAGUUCCCUGACAACACACUGGCGCCGGUGAAGGGAAGAAUUCGCAUCCUUCUGUCACACAUGCCUCUCUUGACCAGGACAAAGAAGAGGAUAAGACUGGAAAUCAUCAGACAGAAAGCUUCCUUCAUAUUCUCUGGCCACGAUCACGACUCCUUUCACUUCACUUCCACCAAGCAAGCAGCUCACGCCCACAGCUUUGAGGUCCUCCCGAAAGAGCAGCAGGUCUGGCAGUACGAGUCUCUGGGCCCCCUGCUGCACGAGAUAUCAGUGCCUACUUGCUCCUACAGGAUGGGGAAAUUGACUGCUGGCUAUGGUGCUGCUAUUAUUGAAAAGUCCGGGAGAAUCACCUACACCGUGUUGUGGCUUCCCUCACGCUUCACGCAGCUGUGGAUCUACCUGGGUGCCCUCGGCUUUAUUAUUGUCAUUAUGCUAUUACCAGGUAUUCUGUGUCUCCUCAGAUGUUUCCUCUGUAGACCUGUACAAUUCUGUGUUCUUAGAUCCAACAUGAUUGUCCAAGGUCUUAGAAAAAGAUACAAGUGGUUAUUAAGAAAAGGUUGAGUAGAGAUUGGCUAUAAAAGAUGGACAAGAGACAGCCAUGAAGCCCAAACUCUCUCAGAAUAUCUCACACUUACUGACCACAUUCUACUUAACACCAUCAUCAUCCCUAGCACUGUUUCUUACAGUGAACCGAGGUGGCAGGCAGAGUAGGAAGAAAGUGCCAGUUGAGAGAAUAAGGCUCAUCUAUUGAAAGGGCCACAUGUCCUUGUAACUCACCUAACACACUUCUGAAUGAAUGUUGCUCCUCUACACUAAAGACUUCAGGUGACUUCAUUUAUCUGUCAAGGUAAUGAGGUGUGCUUGUCUGUCUGCUUGUAUCACACUCUUCUUGCCUUUUUUUUAAUUCAGUUUUCUUUCACUUUUAUAUCCUUACAUUACACUAGCCUUUUCACUGUGAUUUAUAGAAUUUACAACACUAAAGACAGUUUAAAAGAUAUUUAUAAGCACUAUGAGAAAAUAAAAAGGGGGACUAAGAAUAUUUUUCAAUAUCUAGACAGUACAAGAUAAUCAGGGGAGACAGCAAAGGUUAGUCCAUAGACAGUACAAUGUAAUCAGAGGAGACAGCAAAGGUUAGUCCAGUUUCAAAGGAAAUACAAAAGAGAUUAGAAUGGUACAGAUACAUUAAGUGAAGGGGAUUGCAGUACGUAGGAUAGAUGAACAAUGGAACUAAAUGUAGCUGUGGGAGGUGAUAAGGCAGGCUGGAAAAUAGGUGAAAGGAUUGCAUAGAAGGCUUAGAGGUAAAAGACAGAGAUUUGUGGAGAAGACUAGCAAAAAACCAGCAACCCCUUAUGAACAUGGGUAAUGCCUCGGGAAAAAGACAGUAUAAUGGUUAGAGCCAGAACAAAAAAUAUCUCAGUGUUUCAUGAGUAGAGUUCAGAAGUUUGACUGGAGAAGAGGUGGAGGGUAGUUUUGUGAAGACGGGCAAGAACCAACAACUUAUGAGCAUGGGAAAAAUUGCAGGGAAAGAAGACUGUAUAGCAUUUAGAGGUGGCUGUAGAACAAAAAUUUCUCACAGUGCUUUGUUGGUAUGCAGUGAUAUCAGAGAAGAGUGAAAAGGUUAAUACAGUGCAUGUAUGUUGACUUUUCAGCUUACAUGUUUCCUACGCUCAGGUUUGCUUGGAUUAAGCUUCUUGACUUCAUGUGACAUCUGAAUCAGUAACGUGUCAAUUUAGUUGCUGGCAAAGUAUCCUCCAUAUUGCUUUGCUAAACCUUUAUUUCUGGCUGGAUUGCAGUAAAGAUACCAAGGGAAAACAUGCAUACACUUGUAAUAUUUUAUCUCCACUCUUGGUGGGAAGAAAUUACAUUAUGGUCCUUUACUUAACAUUGUCUUAACUGCUUUCCAUUCUGCUGUUUUUUUUAUUUAUUUAUUUAUUUAUUUAUUUUAUUUCAUUUUGUUUUAUUUUAUUUCAUCUUUCAUUUAUUUAUUUAUUUAUUUAUUUUAUUUAUUUACUUUUACCUUCCUCUCUUUCUGCUUUCUUACAUAGGUUUUGUUCUGGCACAACAAAACUGCUGUAAAGGCCACAACCUUCAGUCUGCACUGAUUAUUCAGUUCACUAAUUACAAAUAUUCCAGUUCUUAUUUAUAUGUUUUUUUUCUGUUAUUCCCACCAGAUUACAAAUAUUUUAUCCCAUUCUAUUUCUUCUUUAUAUAUAUUACUGCAAUUCCCACCAGAUUACAGGCAUUCCUAUCCAUUCCAACCUUGUUUAUGUAUUCCCAUAAUAUUCCCUCUUGAUUACAAACUUUCCAGCCUUUUCCAGUUCUUCAGUACAAGUUCUUUGUUAUUCCUACUGGAUUACAGAUAUUCCAGCCUACUCCAGUCCUGUGUAUGUAGGUAUUCCCAUGGUAUUCCCACUUGAUUACAAACAUUUCAGACCACUGUAAUCCUUCUGUAUAUAUGUUCCCAUUUUUCCUACUAGAUUGUAAACAUUCCCACUCAUUCCAGUCAUUAUGUAUAAAUGUUUAUGUGUUAUUCCCACUUCCAACCCAUUCCAGUCCUUACCUACACCUGUGUCCAUGUUUUAAAUACUUAGCAUCUACACCUGUCCCCUUGUUAUUGCCACCAACUUAAUAUUUUAUAGUACCAUAUAUGUAUAUUGUAGAGUAUAUACCAAGGUGGCAAUAUGUAACAUUCCAAUCCAACAUUCCAGCCACACACAAUACUGCCACCAUGAUAAUAUAUAAUGGACACCUGGGAUUCCUUAGUCCUCAUGCAGCAGACAAUGUAUUCACAGCAGCUAGACUGAUUUACUCAAAGUUACCUCACUUCUGCAUUAUGUGGUAGCCUGAAGGGAACUAAAUACUCUUUUGUUCUGAGUGAAAUGAGAGUAAGGCUUUUUCCCAUCUCUAGUGCUCAGUUUUCUUGGUUUGUAUUUGAAUUAUUUAACAGCAGGGAUGAUGGUAGCUGUAGUAAUGGUAGCUGUAGUAGUGCAGUAGUAAUUGCACUUCUGUUGCUUGGGAGAGAUACAUUAAUAUAAAACUUAUGUUUUCAAUCAGGAUGCUUCACAAGUACAGGGAUACUAUGUGGCAUUUAAUUUCAGAAUGUUAUCACCAUGUGGUGUUUAGUGCCAGGAUCAUAUGUGUUUAGUGCCAGGAUUUUGUGUGGUGUUUAGUGUCAGAAUCUUAUGUGGUGUUUAGUUAUAGGAUCUUAUGUGAUGUUUAGUGUCAGAAUCUUAUGUGGUAUUUAGUUACAGGAUCUUAUGUAGUGUUUAAUUUUAGAAUCCUAAAUGAUGUUUAGUUUCAGAAUCUCAUGUGGUGUUUAAUUUCAGUCUUAUAUUGUCUUAAGUGUCAGAGUCUUAUGUGGUGUUUAGUUUGCUUCUAGACCACAAGAAAGUGCAGAACUGAAAACCAGGCAGGAAUGAGACAUAGUAAUACACCACCCACCAAAAGACCUGUUGCAUGAGGAUUAUAUUCUUACAGUGAGACAUUCCCCACACCAGAAAUUCCACCAAAUGUAAGAAACCAUAACACAUUUCUGCGGUGCAAGUAACUCUCUGUGCCUUGAAGUGUAUUAUUUGUAGUAAAUGUGGGAAGGGGAGGGAUUGUUGUAUUGAUGGUGUAGUGAGAAGGAAGUAGGCAGUUUGCAUGGAGUUGAGUGAUGUAAGGAUGGUACAGUUGUGUGCUGAAGAGUAUCAUGGGUAACUCAAGUUGGGUUUACAGCAGCUGUGAUUACAAACAUUGCUUACCAAUUGUGAUGAAGGAAGGAAAAUGUAUAAGGUUUCAUAUGACUGUAAAUCACUUAUAGGGGAAUUAAUGCUGAUGACUGAUAUGGAUGGUAGCAGUCAGCAGAUCCAUUCAAUGAAACUGGUUAGCUAUGAAGUCUCCAGAAAAAAUAGUCUUAUUUGAUGUGAAAGAAAAUAAUUGAAUACACCAGGUAUCCAUUAUCUGCAAGGGUUAUGUUCUGCAAAAAGCUCACAUAAUGAGAAUUUGCAUAUAUGGAAUCUAUCAUUCUAUUAAUUAUAAGGGCUUAUGUUCUAUGAGCCAUUUUUGAACCAUCUAAAUAUUUUUUCUGGCACUGUUUCACAAAAACUAAAGCACUAAAGCAACAGUAAAACACAUUAGUAAAGAUAAAUUGUAAAAUGUAAUAUGAAAAGACAUUGUAAAUAAACAAAAAUUAGAAAUUGUGGGCUGUGUGCGUUGCAAGAAAAAUGCAGGAAAACAUUUGCACCCACGGGGCCACCACUCUCCAGUGUGAGUUGGCCACCCUACCUCACCAACCAGUUGCAUCACCACCACUACUCACAUAAUAAGGAAUUUUUCUCUCAUACUGAGAAUACUUGACACAUUUAGGUUAGUUGCACAUGAUAGAAUUCAUAUAUUUUGAACUCGCAUAUAUUGAAUAUCUGGUGUAUCAAGGUAUUUUUUAGCAAAUACUGCAUGCAUAAUGCUUAUUUGAUUGAUGCAGUCUUUCAUCUAAGUAAGCAUAAACAUAAAGUUCAUACAUACUUGAGUUUAUCUCAUUAUAAAUAUAAAAUCAUAUAAGAUACAUAAUAUUUUGUUAUUCAUAAAUUAAGGAAUAGAAUGUAUUUUUGAUGUAUAUUAUCAUUUAUAAUCAAGAGAUGUAAUUGUAUGCUAUAUUUUGGGAUUAGAUUAAGCAUCUCUAAAUUUGUACUAUAUCUUAAUUAAGUCAUAUACUGUGAAACUUUUGAAAUGUAUGUAAAGAAAACUAUUUAAGUUAAUUUCAGUAUAAUAAGUCCCUGAACAAAUAAGUAUUGUUAACAAAAUAUGGGGAAUAUGUAAGUAUGAAGAAUUCCAUUGUAAUGAGUAUGUGAGAAUGUAUGUGAUGUGCAGUUAUGGGAUAGAAACAUCGACAGCUUAUUCACUGUGUUGUGUAGUUGAGUUGUGGCAGCUGGUGGUAUAUGGCAGCUCUGUACACCCUAAGUCAAGUAUACAUUACAGAGCUGCCUGUCAUAACCACAUUAGUGAAUAUUGAAGAGCAGCUAGCUGGGAUUUUGCAUGUGGGAUUAGCUAUGUUGUAUGAAUGUAAGGAAUUGAAUUAGUAUGUACUGUAAUUACAGGUUAAGAAUCCCUUAUGAAUUUUCAAAUCUAGAGACCUUCAAAAUAUUUUUUAUUGUGAUACAAUAUAGCAUAAUGUUACCAAAAUUAUGAUACCAGAACUGUUAUGAUUAGUAUAUAGUUUAUUUUCAGUUUAUGCAGCAGAGUACAUAUUGUACUGAACUAAUGUGUUACCAAACAUUCAUUCUGAUCAUGAUUCAAGCAAAUAGUGCAACCCUGGUUUUCACAAUGUUCAGGUACCACUGUAUUCCAAAAUCCAAGAAAAAAAGUUGCAGCAUGGAAUAUUUUGAUCACACACAUUUGAAUGAGGGAUUCUGUCUGUCUUCAGAAUGGUACAAGAUAACCAAGACAAGGCACUUGUGUCAUGUGAUGUUUUAUUGUAGGAAUGAAAAUAUAGAGGUAAGGGUGUUCAUUUCCCUUGCUCUGUCUAUUUUAAUUAUCUUUUACAACACUGGCAGUACAGUGGCAGCAUUAACCCAUGCCAGCUGUAUCUAGGCUCAAUUAUGGUGCAGCUUUGACCCUUCAUGGGGGAGCAGAGAGGGAGGAGGAUUGCCUCCACCUCCCUUGUAUAGUCAGGCACAUUCUAAAAAGAUAUGCAAAACAUAACUCUGACACCUUGUGUGUAAAAUUACAUACAGUAAAAUCCCUCUCAUCCGGCAUUCGAGUAUCCGGCAGCUUCAAGUAUCCGGCACAUUUUUCCCCGAGCCUUAAAAUCAAUAAAAAAUCAAUGUGUACUCAUAAAAUCGAUUAAAAUUCCCGCACAAGGCAUACUUUGUCUCCUUGCCACCAGAUUGCACUGCUUCGCACCACCCGCGGCCCACUGCACUAUGUUUACUCAGUGACUCAGUCCCACGUGUGCACUGUUUAUCGCCUGACUCCUUCAUCAUGCCUAAAGUUGUAGAAAAGAGGAAGCGUGUUGUGCUUACACUUAAGCAGCUGAUCAGAUCAGCUUAUCUUUGUUAUGGUAAGAUGCGUGAGUGUAGGGUGGUGAUUGUGGACAUAAUUUCACUUCUAUUCAAGUAUCCAGCAAUAUUCAAGUAUCCGGCAUGUUGGCGGUCCCGUUGAUGCCGGAUAAGAGGGAUUUUACUCUAGUUGUUCCACAUAUUCCUGUACCAUAUCACUCUACAUUUCAAACUUUUCACUUUCAUUUUUGCCUCAACUGUCAUCAAUUCUCAGGAAUACUCUUACUCCCCCAAACAUUUCCUCUUGGCACAUGACCAAGCCACUCAGUGCACCCUGGGUAGAGGAUUGUCUUCGUCUUGCACCUGUGCUUCCACGAUAGAAAACCUUUUAUGCCUUCUGACUUCAUCAUGAGCCUUUGUAAGGGUAAUUGUAAGAACCAUGAAACAAACAUAUUAAUGAGAAGCCUACAUAGAAAAUAGCAUAAUGUCCAGAGUGCUGGAGAUGUAGCGUAUAGUAUAAACAACCUGUAUAUUCAUAAUUCAAGCACAGGUAGCAUCCCUUGCAGAAAUGGUCCUAGAAUUAACAAAUGCUGCUAUAUUUUGCCUGAUUUAAUUCUGUUUGUUAUUAGUAUAAGUAUGUACACUUAGAAAACUAUUUUGUCAUGAUCAGAUUUCAUUAAAAUAUUAUAAUAUUA